This is a messenger RNA of Onychostoma macrolepis, 3043 nucleotides long. RefSeq names its product hepatic and glial cell adhesion molecule-like. The transcript is spliced from 4 exons. The record is from RefSeq and is a predicted model, not a curated record. Bases 123 to 914 code for a protein of 263 amino acids. NCBI's taxonomy places the organism in Eukaryota, Metazoa, Chordata, Actinopteri, Cypriniformes, Cyprinidae.
GUGUUAAAGGAAAUGACCAUGUGAGAAUAAACUGACUGAGGUUCACUCAUGGUGAGGAAAGACCACAAACACACACAGCAUCCGUUCAGACGUGUUUCAGACAUUAGGAUUUAAGUGAACUGAUGAAGACAAUGUUUCUCAGAUUAGUUUUGUUCAGUUUGUGGCGUCUGGAUGGUGUGUUUGCUGAUACAGAUGCAGUGGAGUCAGUGUCAGUGCUGGAGGGAGAUUCAGUCGCUCUAGACUCUGGUUUUACUGAAAUGAUGGAUGAUGAUCUGAUUCUGUGGAGGUUUGGAGCUGAAAACACUUUAAUAGCUGAAAUCAAUGUAAUGGCCGGCAGCAUCACUGUAUAUGAUGAUGUUCUUGAUGAGAGAUUCAGAGACAGACUGAAGCUGGACGAUCAAACUGGAUCUCUGAUCAUCACAAACACCAGAACUGAACACACUGGACUCUAUAAACUACAGACCAACAGUGUGAGCAAGAGCUUCAGUCUCACUGUCUAUGCCCAUCUGCCUGUUCCUGUCAUCAGCAGUAACUCUUCACAAUGUUCUUCAUCAUCAUCAUCAUAUUGUUCAUUGUUGUGUUCAGUGGUGAAUGUGAGUCAUGUGACUCUCUCCUGGUACAAAGGAAACAGUUUAUUGUCCAGCAUCAGUGUGUCUGAUCUCAGCAUCAGUCUCUCUCUACCUCUGGAGGUGGAAUAUCAGGAUAACAACACCUACAGCUGUGUGCUCAACAAUCCCAUCAGCAACCAGACCAGACACCUGGACAUCAGUCAACUCUGUCACACAUGUGCAGAAGUCCAUGGCUGUGAUACUAUCGAAGCUGUGAUCCGAUUGGUCGUCACAGCUCUGAUGGGCGUGGCUGCUGCAGCUGCUGCUGUGCUUCUGAUUAAUGACAUCAGAUCUGCUAGAAGCUGAGAGGAGUAAACAGAACAGAUAUGAAAUAUUCGGACAUAUUUUGUAAUCUUAAUCUUUAAAAUAUCUGUAGUCUAAUUGUUUAAUGAUGGUGAAACAUCCUUGCUUUCCAGUGCCUCUGAACUAGAUCAUAUAAAUGUUUAUUACCUGAAUGAAUCCUUUCAAUAUGGUGUAUGUUGGGAUCAUCUGGUGGCUAGAAUGAGGAAUAUUCAUAGAGAGAGAUAUCUAUGACUCAUAUAUAGGUCUUUAUUUUUAACUAAGGUAGUGACAUGAUAACAACAAACUAUGAAUUUAGACUGAAAAAUCUAAUCAAUUGGUCUGAUCAACUCAUGUUUGAAGUGCAUUAAGUAUUAUUAGGUAAUCCUCAAAUUAUGAUUAGUAAAUUAAAACCAUAAAUAUAUAUGUCACUGGAGGCAUACUUGCCAGAUUAUGGAGUCAAACAAUUCUGGUGUCAAACAGUGUAAUUCUGUCCAGCCCUGAGCAGGCCUUGCGUUGCGAAUAAUUUGAUUCAGAGCGGGACUUUGGAGCGUGUAUCACCAAUCUUUUUUUCACACCAAUCACCAAUCAACCGCAAUUUAUCUGUGGGUACAUUGCCAAAGCAAGUGAACUCCAUCUUCCUCAGAAGAGUGACAAAAGCAGCAACUCACUUCAUUAUCUGACAUGUAUUAUAAUUAUGUCCAUAAGUUUUUUGUGGAAUUACUAACUCAUAAAUCUGUUGCUUGACCUCUUCAUAUUUAUGAGAGAACUAUAGUUUCUAAAUUCAGACAUCGCUCAUGUUUUUCAAGGGCAUAGACUUUAGUAGAGACGCUAUGACAUUUUCCUACCAAUAUGUAGCGACUACUAAAUUGUCCCUAGAAAUCAUUUUGAUCAAACAAUUAGAUGUCUGCUGUUAUGUCCCCACCAAAGCCAAAAUCCUGGGCCCUCCUUUAUCAAGAGUGAAUAGAAAAUAUUCUAUAUAUUGUCUCACAAAUGAAAUUUAUAAUGCGUGCAAGUACAAAAAAAAAAACUGUAUUUAUCAAAUGUGCGCACACGGUUAUAGUAUAAUUUGGUAAAUCCCACAAUUUGCAUUAAACCAUUCUUACACACUAGUUACUCACACGUCUGUGCAUACGCACUGUUGAUAAAUGAGGGCCAUGUUCUUUUCGAUCAACAAACUCAUAAUUACAGCUUCAGAAGUGGGGAAUACUUCAUUUUGGAGAGCACACGAAGGCAGCAUAAGGUCAGUUCAGAGGUUAACUAAUGCAUUGUGUAGCCAUUUCAAACCACUAGGAUUAGAUUGUCAAAAUAAAUAGGCUCUGUUAAAAUGUGGUUAUAUAUGCACAGUUUACUUCGUUUAAGGUCAUUGUAGAGACAGCUGUUUCACAUGGUACAUCUUUUUUCUCCAACAGCAUGGUGAUGAUUUUUGAGAUGAAAAACAGGGUCAGAGGGUCGACAGGCCGGAGACUGUAGAUGUUGCAAAUGACAAAUGUUCAUAACAUUCUCUGGUGCAGGAGUCUCCAACCCUGUUCCUGGAGAUCUACUGUCCUGUAGCUCUAAUCCAAACCAAACACACCUGAACCAGCUAAUCAAGGUGUUAUUUGAUCAUUAGAAGCAGGAGUGUGUAGAUCUCCAGUGUUGGAGAUCCCUGUUUUAAUGCCAUCCAUUUCAUAUUCUUUGAUUAAAUUACACAUUAUUUUGUUUAAUUUCUUUGCACUGUUUUAAUUGUACACAGCUUUUCCAAUUAUCUUUUCAGUUUGAAAGUGUUUAUGACUCUUCUACUAUUCAUGUGUGUGUCAAAUAAUGACCAUUCACUCCUUUUAUCCCAGUUUAUUUUAAAAUCCCCAAAACAAUUACACCAGAUACGCACACAUGCACAUAUACAUACAUACACAUACACACAGAAGAAACCCAAUAUAUUUAAGUUAUGACAGUGAUAUAAUAACACCAGUGAUAAUACACUUUUGAUUUUGACAGAUUUUCUGCCCAUUGGAGGUCCAGAUAGUACUUUUUUUAUAUAGUUAUACAUUUCCAUAUGGGCAGCAGAGGUACUUUGUAAAAAAAAAAAAAAAAAAUCCUAAACAUUCAAAAUAGUCAAAGAUGAGGAUAUUGGGCCCUGACAGACAAAGCAGGUGUUUAAUGUUUAUUUAAAAAAA